UUUCCCAACCUGGGCAUUCGGCCAGUUGGCUUGACAAGUAGACUAUGAUGGAAUGUAUCGCAAAUUUCUUCACCUAUGAGACCACCAAAUCAGUGGUGGUGAAGAGCUGGACAAUUGGCAUUAUUAACCGAGUAGUGCAGCUCCUUAUCAUUGCCUAUUUUGUCGGGUGGGUGUUCCUACAUGAAAAGGCGUACCAGACUCGGGACACCGCCAUUGAGUCUUCAGUCAUGACCAAAGUCAAGGGGUUUGGCGUGUAUAACAACAGAGUCAUGGACGUUGCAGACUACGUCACCCCUGCUCAGGGGGCAUCAGUUUUUUGCAUCAUCACUAAGUUCAUCACUACAGACAACCAAGUGCAGACGUCCUGCCCAGAGAGUGAAACAAAGUAUUCCUGCAAUUCGGAUGAUGACUGCAAGCGCUUCAUGCUGAAGACAAGCGGCAAUGGUGUGAAGACUGGGCGCUGUGUAAAUUAUAAUGGGACGUUAAAGACCUGUGAAAUCCGAGGCUGGUGUCCUGCUGAGAUUGACUCUGUCCAUUCCCAGCCAAUGCUCGAGGCUGAGAACUUCACCAUUUUCAUCAAGAACAGCAUUCGAUUCCCUCUAUUCAACUUCACUAAGGGGAACCUUUUACCAAAUAUUACAGAGAAAUACAUUGGGACCUGUUUAUUUGAUCCCAGGACAGACAUCUAUUGUCCCAUCUUUAGGCUGGGUGAUGUUGUUCGAUUUGCUGGACAGGACUUCAAAACACUGGCUGAUCGGGGAGGUGUGAUUGGGAUUAAAAUUGGAUGGGUCUGCGAUCUGGACAAAUCGGAUGACCAAUGCAACCCUGCCUACUCCUUUACCAGGCUGGAUAGUGUCUCAGCGAAAACCAAGGUUUCUCCAGGGUACAACUUCAGGUACGCCAAAUACUUCAAGAAGGCAGAUGGAACAGAGCACCGGACUUUGCUUAAAGCUCACGCAAUCCGAAUUGAUGUACUCGUCUAUGGAAACGCUGGUAAAUUCAAUAUGAUUCCUACACUGAUCAACAUCGUAGCCGCCUUCACAUCUGUCGGAGUGGGGACGGUGCUCUGUGACAUCAUCCUGCUGAAUUUCCUGAAGGGUGCGGAGCAGUACAAGGCCAAGAAGUUUGAGGAGGUUACAGAGCACCAGAUAAAAUCGGCUCUCUCUACCAGCAAUGAACUUUGCAAAAGCAACCAAACACUCUCCAUCAAGUAUGACGAGAAGCAGUCCACUGACUCCGGGGCUUACUCGAUUGGGCAGUAGGGCUGGUGGGCGGCUCACAACAGCCAAUGGCCUGUGAGGUGGGGUUACCUGUAGUGGAGUGCCCCGACUUUAGGAAGAGAAUAGCAUUUCCUGGAUCUCACUAUUGCCUUGAAAUUGCGAUGACAAUGUAUGUUUUUGAUAUACUCAUUAUUGUGAUAGUAAUUCAGACGUGAUGUCACUGUAGCCAACGUUUGACAUGCUGAGGGCUGCUGUCUUCAGAAAAAUCCUAACACAUCGGUCAAGGCGGAAAGUCUACACUCCCCAGUUUGUAUCAUAGUUUUAAAGUGGAUAUCUCCUUUGUGACUUGUAAUUUAUCAUUUGCAGUAGUAUGUGUACUUUAUAAGGAAAAUUAUGUUGUGUAUACAAGAUUUAUAUUUGAGGAGAUCAUCAUUUUAGGGAAAUUAUGGUAUGUUUUCUAGACAUUUGUUAUUUUAAUUUCAACCUUCAUCCCUUGUGCCAUAACUGCUUAUUUCACUGAACUAGAAAAACCAAAACAGCAGAAGGCAAUUAUUUUAUACUGCUGGGCAGACCCUGCCACCUUAUCCAUCACUUCAUCUGGACUGAAGACCGCAUGGGCUGCUCCAGGAUUUUGCAGGAUUUAACUUUCCAUGUUUGGACCGAGUCUAUCAUGCUGGUAGGGUACAAAGUAUUUGCCAACCCUGAUUUUCUGUGUUAUUCCAACAUUCUGACAUAAAACCAACAACCAAAAUAAAGGACCACUGAGUGAACAAACAAUGGUAUAUACUGUAUAUUUAACGUAUGUUAUUUAUUUAAUGAAAAAAGCUUUGGAACACCAACUGGCACAAUGUGAAAAACUAUUUACCCCCUUUACAGUCAAUAAAUGGGUGUGCCAUCUUCACUUUCAAUGAGCCAAAAGCAACCAAAAGCUUAAUUCAAUAGCCGUCUUUCGCAUGAUCGUGGAGGAAUUUUAACCUGUUGCUUUAAUUUAGAAACUUUGGUAGAUUUUCGAGUAUGAAAUGCUGUCUUUAGGUCCUACCACAUCAUUUGAGUUGGGUUUAGGUCUAGGCCUGUCCAAACCUUUAGUUUUGCGUCUUUUCAGCCAUUUAAAUAUGGAUUUGCCAACAUGUUUUGGAUUAUCGUCUUUCUUUAUGACCCAUCUAUGAUUUAUCUUUAUCUUGGACUCAUUAUGGGACAUUUCCCUAAUCAUCUCAUAUAAGUCAGAAUUCAUAGUUACUUAAAUUAGGGCUCAGGUCCUGUGGUAGCAUGGUAGCCCAACACAAUCACAUUAACACCACCACGUUUUCCAGUUAGUGUGAUCUCCUGACUCGAUUGCUCUGUUAAUUUGUUUUUUGCCAGCCUUAAUAAAAGUUUUACUUUUUCCCCCCUCUGUCUAUAGAAUUUUACCCUAAAAUACAUGGGAAUUAUCUAAAUGCUUCCUGGACAAAUGGAAGACAAGCAUUUAUGUUCUUUUUCAUUAACAGUGUUUUCCAACAAACCCCACGCUUGCCCAACAUCCUUCUGAUUGUGGAGUCAUGAAUAAUGAGUUUUGCAGAGGAAACGGAAAGCCUCAAUUCCUUCAAUAUUUAGGAUUCUUUGACUUCCUUGAUGAUUUUACAUUGUGGCUUUUGGAGUGAUUUAGGCCAGGCGUCCAUUACUGGAUUUAUUGAUGUUCCAAUUAUUUUCAGUGUGAAGAUGCAGUGGAGCACCUAGAGCCUGAGAAAUGGCUUUGUAGUUCUUUCCAGAUUGAUAGAUAUCAACAAUUUUCUUCUGUUCCUUUAAGGAAUUUCCUUUGAUUGUGGAAUUAUUUGCUUUUUUAAUUCUUUGUGCUAACGUCUUCAUUGUUGGGAUUAAAAUGGGAGAGUUUUAUAUUGAACAGGACUGGCCUUGAUCAAGCAUGUGUUCUGUCUCAGUGGAAAACAUUGACAAAUUUUAGUUAAAGGUUCAGAAGAUGAAGUGAGGUCAAAAACAUGUGCAGGGUUGAUACUUUAGAGGCAAGCCAAUAUUUCAACAAACCAGAAAUGUUACCCAAAAAUCAUAGGCCAGAAAAUUUGACAGGGAAUUGGUAGAGAAUUUCACACCAAAUAUUAAAUCAACCCAAACUCGAACAAAUAAGAAACGCAUGUGAUGACCUUUUAUAUGGUUUAUAUGCCCAUUGCCAGGAAUUCUUAGGAAAAUUGCCUAAGCAAAGGUUGGCACAAAUGUCACAAAAUGGUGCCGCCCAUAAAAAUCCAAAAUGGUGUCAUAGAAAGAUGAUUAAAAAAUGCUAGAAAUAAUGAUGGAAAAAAAUGACUGUAUACCAAAAUACCAAAAAUAAUUACAAUAAAAUUAACUAAUAAAAUAUACCAAUCAUUAUGACAUGGACGUGUUUAAUCUGCUUUCUUUAAUUAAGUCUUAAAUUGGGUUGAUUUAACAAGGGGGUAAUUAUAUUUUCACUUAGUGCCAAUUUGUAUUGGACAACUGUGCUUAUUCUCAAAAUGAAACACAUUUUAAAAUUCAUUAUUUGUUCCCUCAUGUAUGCCUUAUCUAUUAUUAAACUUUGGUUGCAACAUAAAACUACUCAGGCAGCACAGUAAGGAGACCCGGGUUCGCUUCUCGGGUCCUCCCUGCGUGGAGUUUGCAU
Messenger RNA from Polypterus senegalus (gray bichir), 3843 nucleotides. RefSeq names its product purinergic receptor P2X, ligand-gated ion channel, 3b (gene p2rx3b). Gene Ontology annotation, molecular function: extracellularly ATP-gated monoatomic cation channel activity; ATP binding; purinergic nucleotide receptor activity. NCBI's taxonomy places the organism in Eukaryota, Metazoa, Chordata, Cladistia, Polypteriformes, Polypteridae. The coding region runs from base 45 to 1262 and encodes 405 amino acids. The record is from RefSeq and is a predicted model, not a curated record. Gene Ontology annotation, cellular component: plasma membrane; nuclear inner membrane. Gene Ontology annotation, biological process: monoatomic cation transmembrane transport; response to ATP. The transcript has 12 exons.